CUCUCUAUGGAUCUGCGGCUAUGUUGACCAACGGCUACUGAAAAUAUCAAUUGCAACCUUGGUGGUGGCUUCGUCUCUUCUCACUAUGGAUCUGUGGCUAUGUUGACCAACGGCUACUGAAAAUAUCAGUUGCAACCUGGGUGGUGGUUUUGUCUGUUCUCUCUAUGGAUCUGCGGCUAUGUCGAUCAACGGCUACUGAAUAUCAAUGCCAAGUGGAAUGUUCACCAUGGAUUCCCAGAAUUAUAACUGGAAUGGAUGUUUCCCAUGGCAUUUUCAGGAAUUCAUUCUUUUCACACAGAUAGUAUAACCAGCCUGUCACAGAAGAAGUUACUCCUGACGGGGAAGCCCAACGAACAGAUGCUAAUUGCUAAGAAACACCAGAUAGCUAAACAAUAGCAAGUAUGAUCUCAAACCCCUCUGCAUUGAAGUCAAAAUCUGAAUCACAAGUGAAAAGCAUUAAUCCAGCUAGUGCAAGAAGGAAUACAUAUGAAAAUUACAUCUGAAAUUUCAAAUUCUGCUCAAGAAAAUCAAGCUAUAAAGAGGCAAAAACUUGAAGAGUGGAAAGCUAAACAGCAUCAAACCCCAACUUUAAUCCAUAAAACAAGAACUGGGAAAUCUACCAGCAACUUGUACACUUCAACUGCAAAAACACUUACAGAAGACAGAAAGAUUUGUGUUCGAGAACCAGCAGCCCCAUUUAUUUCAAUGGCAGAAAUGAUGAAGAAGUUCGAAUCUAGUACAAGGGAGAUGUCAAUGCCACGCUUGAAUUGUUCCAUGUCACAUAUAAAUACAAAUAACUUGCUUAAAAGUUCUAUUAAUUUUCUAGUACAUUUUCUUUAAAAAUUUAAACUAUUUUUCAGGAUGGUAUGGCUGGAAUCAGUGCAGAGGAAUCCUAAGCUUACACUGACAAGGCCCAAGGAACCUGAACUAGAAACAGCUCAACGUUACCGUCCAGUAAAACUUAAGAGCUCAGCUGAGUUGGAAUAAGAAAUGAUGGCAAAAUUCCCCAAGUUUAAGGCUCGCCCUCUAAAUAAGAAGGCUCCGCUCAGCUCAUUCAUUGGUGGUGGUUUUGCUGAGAUGUGGGAGGGCCUUAUACAGAAGACUAAUGAUGGAGGCUUGGAUGUUAUUGAUACCUAUGUGUUCUGCAACCUCCAUGAACCUUCACCUGGCAAUAUAAAUAAUUGCAACGGAUUUUAUUGCGAUAAUUUCACCCCAAUCAAAAUAACAAACCCACAUUAUGGACCGAGUGAAGUCACUUUCCUCGGAGGCCCAAUUCACCAUCGACCAGUUGAAGAUUUGGCCUUUGAAGUUGCCCAAUUCAUCCAAAAAGGAGGUUCCUUUGUGAAUUAUUACAUGUAUCAUGGAGGAACCAAUUUUGGAAGUACGGCGGGAGGCCGUUUCCUGACUACCAGCUAUGAUUAUGAUGCUCCUAUUGAUGAAUAUGGUUUUGCUUAGCCAGCCAAAGUUAUGACCAUUUGAUGGAACUUCAUAAGGCGAUUAAGUUAAGUGAGAGAGCUUUAGUUAAUGCAGAUCCGACUGUUACGCCGUUUGAAAACUAUGAACAGGUCAUUUCUAUUUCCAAGUGAUUCCUGAGAAAGUGUUGGCUAUAUGGUAAUAUGCUUUUUGUCAUCAAGUCACCAUCUGCACCUACCCCCCCUCCCCGUUGCCGGAAAGAUGGCACGAUAAAAUGUUAGCUCUAUUUUUUUGCUUCAGCUGUCUAUCAAAGAAAAGUUUCUGCUGGGAACCCUC
Ipomoea nil (Japanese morning glory) is the source of this 1749-nucleotide messenger RNA. Its product is annotated as beta-galactosidase 3-like. The record is from RefSeq and is a predicted model, not a curated record. Gene Ontology annotation, cellular component: cell wall; vacuole. Gene Ontology annotation, molecular function: beta-galactosidase activity. Gene Ontology annotation, biological process: carbohydrate metabolic process. NCBI's taxonomy places the organism in Eukaryota, Viridiplantae, Streptophyta, Magnoliopsida, Solanales, Convolvulaceae. The coding region runs from base 991 to 1455 and encodes 154 amino acids. The transcript has 15 exons.